This is a messenger RNA of Gadus chalcogrammus (walleye pollock), 2991 nucleotides long. RefSeq names its product zinc finger protein 280D (gene znf280d). The coding region runs from base 178 to 2991 and encodes 937 amino acids. The transcript has 18 exons. Gene Ontology annotation, molecular function: RNA polymerase II cis-regulatory region sequence-specific DNA binding; DNA-binding transcription factor activity, RNA polymerase II-specific. NCBI's taxonomy places the organism in Eukaryota, Metazoa, Chordata, Actinopteri, Gadiformes, Gadidae. The record is from RefSeq and is a predicted model, not a curated record. Gene Ontology annotation, biological process: regulation of DNA-templated transcription.
GGUCCGACCAAUCAGAGGCGGGCUCCGUGCGGCUGCGUCCCUCCCUCCGGUCGAGCGAACACAACAGAUCCAGUGAACUUGUCCUAAUAGCGCCCUACGAAUCUUUCGUCCUCCGUGAACCCUGACCGCCCGGCCGCACGUCCUUCUACCAGAGCUUGGCUGUUGAUCAGGUCGGACAUGUCUGAACUGUUUAUGGAAUGUGAGGAAGAGGAGUUGGAGCCAUGGCAGAGACCAGCUCCGGAGGUGACCCUGGUGGAAGAUGAUGAUGACGACGAUGAGCCCAUCUUCAUCGGAGAGCUUGUAAACAGCCCAAAGGUGGUCAAACCCAGCCCUUCACCUGUACGGAUCGUAAUCCCUAGACAGGAAGCCCCGCCCCCAGCCCCCAGAGGGGCCACGCCCAUCAUGCUGUCAGCCAGUGUCCCUGGCAACGGAGCGAUGACGUCACCACCCCCCUUACCAACCAUACCCCCCCACCCAGUAAUCAUCAAUAGCCAGGGAUACAUCGUUCAACCGCAUCAACUGGGGCCCGCCAACCUCCUGGCCACGCUCGGAAAACAGUACCCGCCCGGAACCUCCUUCACCAUCGUCCCAGCUGGUCAGCCGCACCUCCUCCCGUUGCUGCCCCAGGCCAGGAUCAUGCCCGGGGUCGUCCACAGACCCCAGGUGAAGCUCAACAACAACGUGGUCACCCUGUCCAACGUCCAGAACCCUGCCGUCUACUCCUCCCCCGCUCCUCAGCCGCCUGUGACCCAGCCGCCCAAACCUCCGCCCGUUGACAUCUGCUCCGUGACUGCGACGAGUCCGACCGAGAGCAAAGGAGAUCAAAGCUUGCUGAAACGGCGAUUAAUGCCAACGCAAAACGAGGUCAAGACAAAGAAAGUCAAACUAGAGCCAGUACAAAAUAACAAAGCAGUCGAUGCACAAUACGUCUACAAGAAGAAGUGUUACAAAUGCAAAGUUAUCUUCCAUCAUCAGGAAGCUCUGAAGUCUCACCUGAAGAACUGCUCUGGCAAACCUGUGGAAAUGGUUUCCCCAUCGCCGCCUCCAAGCACAGUCGCUCCAGUCCAAGUCGUGAACCCCAAACACAUCCUGCUGGUCGGAGAGUUCUACUACGGGCGCGUGGAGGGCGACUGGCAGAUGCAGAGGCAGGAGCAUAAAACCAACACCACUUUCAAGUGCCAGAGCUGCUUUAAAGUGCUGAAGAACAACAUCAGAUUCAUGAACCACAUGAAGCACCACCUGGAGCUGGAGAAGCAGAGCAGUGAGAGCUGGGAGAGCUACACCACCUGCCAGCACUGCUACCGACAGUACAUGACCCCCUACCAGCUGCAGUGCCACGUGGAGCGGGCCCACAGCCCACUGGCAUCCUCAACUAACUGCAAGAUAUGCGAAUUGGCGUUUGAGACGGAACAGGUCCUACUGGAACACAUGAAGGAGACCCACAAGCCUGGAGAGAUGCCGUACGUGUGCCAGGUUUGCAAUUUCAGGUCCUCAUUCUUCAUGGAAGUGGAGGCUCAUUUCAAAGUAGCUCACGACAACACGAAAGACCUCCUGUGCCCGUUCUGCCUCAAAGUGCUCCGAAGUGGACACUCGUACAUGCAGCAUUACAUGAAACAUCAGAGAAAAGGCAUACAUCGCUGUGGAAAAUGCAGGCUGAACUUUCUGACCUACAAGGAGAGGGUGGACCACAAGAUCAACUUUCACAAGACUUUCAAGAAACCAAAAGCACUUGAAGGCCUUCCACCUGGAACUAAGGUGACCAUCCGGGCGUCUCUAGGAGGUACCGUCUCCUCAUGCAACCCGUGCCCCAGCAGCACCACUCAUGAAGCUCAACCUCCCAAACCAGCCAAGUCCAAACCCAAACGCCCCCAGGCCCUCGGGAGGCCCAAGCGUGCUAAGUCCAAGAGGCAGCAGGAGGCACGAGUGUCAAAGAAGAACACGGCUCUGAAGAACACCAGAAUCGGCGGAGGGCCACACACUUGUGUCGAGUGUUCCACAGAGGUCACUGACUUCUUCUCUCACUAUCCAAUGAUUUCGAACUGCGGUGCGUGCAAAUACCAGACGAGCUGCAAAGUCUCAAUCUACAAUCAUAUGAUAAGGUAUCAUAGUACAAUAUCGAAGGACCGAUUCAAGAGGAUGGGGAGUCAGAGAAUGUCGAAUCCAACAGUUAAAUCUCUGAGCUGCCUCUCCUGUGACUUCCUGGUGGGGGCCUUAGAAGGGGACAAGAUGACCAAGCAUCUGACGGACGACUCAGACCACGUGUGCCGGGUCAUUGAGCGGAAAGUUGCUGCUCCUGCACCUGGUGUGAUGCUCUCCGUUGUGCAGCCACCCAGAGUUUUCUACCUGUUUACGUCAACGUCUGAAACACCAAAGGAAGCGGACAUGAAACCAGUGGCCGGGUCUGAAGGGGCGGACCUGAAACCAUCGGUCGGGUCUGAAGGGGCGGACCUGAAACCAUCGGUCGGGUCUGAAGGGGCGGACCUGAAACCAGCAGCCGGGUCUGAAGGGGCGGACAUGAAACCAGCAGCCGGGUCUGAAAGGGCGGACAUGAAACCAGCGACCGGGUCUGAAGGGGCGGACCUGAAACCAGCAGCCGGGUCUGAAGGGGCGGACAUGAAACCAGCGGCCGGGUCUGAAGGGGCGGACAUGAGACCAGUGGCCGGGUCUGAAGGGGCGGACAUGAAACCAGUGGCCGGGUCUGAAGGGGCGGACCUGAAACCAGCGACCGGGUCUGAAGGGGCGGACAUGAAACUAGUGGCCGGGUCUGAAGGGGCGGACGACUCCGGGAACAGAGCCUCUGGUUCACCUCAAGAAGAGGAGUCUGAGGAGUUAGCUGGAACCGACCUGGGCAAGGAGGCAGGGGGCAAGGAGGCAGGGGGCAAGGAUGCCGGAGCCACAGGCAGUAAGGAGGCAGGGGGCAAGGAGGCUGGAGCCACAGGCAGUAAGGAGGCUGGGGAGAAGGAGGCAGGGGGCAAGAAGGCAGGGGGCUAA